ACAUUGGUUGCACACAGUAAAGUGAUUCACCAACAUGAAUAUGAUUUAAUAUUUCGCCGCAGUUACGGUGAAUCGUGAUAUGUAUAAAAUGUGUGUAGAAUGAAAUUUUAGUAGUAUAAAUGCACAUUCACAGAAGUUUGUCGACGCAUGCGCAGUUUCAACCGAUUUAUGGAUCAUGAUCCUAUUCUACCUACAAAGUAUCCAAAGGCCUGUUCCACUAAAAGCGCAAAACGUAUAAAUAAAUAAUAUGUGGAUGACAUAGUGUUAAUGAGAAUGUAUUGUUUAAAUAACCAACUUAAUUCACUGAUCCAUUGAGAACACAAAGUCGUCGCUCCUCGUCAAUCUUCAUGUGGAGAACAUCUCUGGUCGACGCACUUCCGGCAAAGAUGGCGCUGAUGAUGGCGACCUUACGGAGGACAUGGCGCGUGUUGAAAUCAGCAUCCUCCGUCCUUCCCCCUAACGCUGCCCGCUCACAGAGCUCCGUGAGUAGCCACCUAGUUCCCGUGACCUCGUUGUCCAGACCUCCAUGGCCGGAGACGAAGCUGGUGCCCGAGGAGGAGCAGCGGCGGCAGCACGCUGUCCUGACUAGCACCGUCAACCGGCUGAUCGAACAAGACGACUUCGGCCGUCUCUUCGCCGUCGUGCACUUCGCCGGCCGUCAGUGGAAGGUGACGGACGAGGACCUGAUCCUACUGGAGAACCACGUGGAGGCGGAGUGCGGCGAUCGAUUGUUUCUGGAAAAGGUGCUGCUGGUGGGGGCGCGCGACUUCACACUGGUGGGCCGGCCGCUGCUGGCCAAGGAGCUGGUACGCGUGGAGGCCACCGUGCUGGAGAAGACGCAGUCGUGGCCCAAAGUCCACAUGCGCUUCUGGAAGCGCCACCGCUUCCAGCGCAAGAUAAUCAUCGUGCAACCGCAGACCGUGAUCAGGAUCAACCGCGUGAGGCUGGCCCCGGCGCUCACGUGACCACCGACCGGCCUGCUGCUCACUGUGUGACAAUUCGGAAUGGCUCCCACGUCUGUUGGGCAAAACUGUGGACAAUUGCGUACAAUGCACCCAACUUGACCCACAAUAACAUGAACUAUUUGAUUGUUGGCAAUACAUCAUUAAAAAAAAAAUUUUUUUUAAUGAAAGCCUUCUUGUAAACACUUCAUCUUUGUAAAGUAAAUCAUCAUAGUAAGCAUUUUCCUUCUUUAUUGAACAAAAGGGCCCAAGUGAGUUCAAGGGGGACGUGAAGGCACCAGGGCGCUAACGUGCUGAGUGCUAACCCAAUCGUGCUAAUAAAAAGGUGGCUGUGCUAAAACCUGA
This is a messenger RNA of Syngnathus typhle (broad-nosed pipefish), 1307 nucleotides long. RefSeq names its product mitochondrial ribosomal protein L21 (gene mrpl21). Gene Ontology annotation, molecular function: structural constituent of ribosome. Gene Ontology annotation, cellular component: ribosome; mitochondrial large ribosomal subunit. The transcript is spliced from 2 exons. NCBI's taxonomy places the organism in Eukaryota, Metazoa, Chordata, Actinopteri, Syngnathiformes, Syngnathidae. The record is from RefSeq and is a predicted model, not a curated record. Bases 348 to 965 code for a protein of 205 amino acids.